AUGCAGAGCACAACCCCCGAGGCGAAACGGCAGUCGCAAACAGGAGCCCGGCCACGGAAGCGCCCACACACUAAUAACGAUACCAAAACAGACCCCCCCAACCCCCUUCCCCCACACAACCUGAAGGAAAGUCGCCAAAAUCAAAGCCCUCACCACGACGCCCCUCCAGCUGGGCCUAUUCCCUCCCAUGCAACGGCGCCGCGUAGCGUUCGGUCCCCGCACAGUGCCGCGUCACUCCACGUCCAAGAAGAGUCGAGCGGAGUCAGGCGACGCUGGGCGAAGUCAAACCAAGGGAAUCCAAACCAAGGGAAUCCAAACCAAGUCAAAUCAAGCAAAGCCAGGCCAAAAAAUAAAGCACAGCCAAGCGAAACCAAGCCAACCAACGCCAAGACAACUCAAGCAGACCCAAAUGACGCCAAGACAACUCAAGCAGACCCAAAGGACGCCAAGAGCACAACCCCCGAGGCGAAACGGCAGUCGCAAACAGGAGCCCGGCCACGGAAGCGCCCACACACUAAUAACGAUACCAAAACAGACCCCCCCAACCCCCUUCCCCCACACAACCUGAAGGAAAGUCGCCAAAAUCAAAGCCCUCACCACGACGCCCCUCCAGCUGGGCCUAUUCCCUCCCAUGCAACGGCGCCGCGUAGCGUUCGGUCCCCGCACAGUGCCGCGUCACUCCACGUCCAAGAAGAGUCGAGCGGAGUCAGGCGACGCUGGGCGAAGUCAAACCAAGGGAAUCCAAACCAAGGGAAUCCAAACCAAGUCAAAUCAAGCAAAGCCAGGCCAAAAAAUAAAGCACAGCCAAGCGAAACCAAGCCAACCAACGCCAAGACAACUCAAGCAGACCCAAAUGACGCCAAGACAACUCAAGCAGACCCAAAGGACGCCAAGGCAAGCCAAGCAAACCAGCCGAAGACGACGACAACCCUCUCGCCCCGGGCCAGGGCGACCGCAAGCACGACUUUAACGCGGCCCCAACCGUCGACGGACGACCCACGGCUCCCACGCCCGCCGUCUGCUACUGCCGAGAAGCGGCAGAAACAGCAGCAGCAGCAGCAGCCUCGAUGGCGCCCCAGCAAAUUAAUAAGCAGCGGCGGCUCCAUUCCCACCUCCCCCUGCGACACCUCAGCGCGUGUCGUCCGUCCCCCUGAGCCGUGGCGCGCUUUACGACCCAUAAUUCUACCCCGUGCCCACGCGGGUCCAGACCACCUGCACACACGGUUCGUGCAAACCCCCCCCAACCCCCAAGGCCUACAAAACAGAAUCCUUCCAACAGCUGACAAAAACCCUCCCGCACCCCACCAAGCCAGCCACUCAUCCAGCCAUCCACUCAUCCAGUCAUCCACGUCUAGCAACACCUCAAAUGCCCCUCCCUUUGCAGCCAUACCCUAG
Penaeus chinensis is the source of this 1395-nucleotide messenger RNA. Its product is annotated as basic salivary proline-rich protein 4-like. The record is from RefSeq and is a predicted model, not a curated record. NCBI's taxonomy places the organism in Eukaryota, Metazoa, Arthropoda, Malacostraca, Decapoda, Penaeidae. Bases 1 to 1395 code for a protein of 464 amino acids. The transcript is spliced from 4 exons.